AUGGGAGAGGAGGAGGAGGAGGAGGAGGAGGAGGAUGGUGGUGGUGGUGGUGGUGGUGGUGGUGGUGGUGGUGGUGGUGGUGGUGGUGGUGGUGGUGGUGGUGGUGGUGGUGGUGGUGGUGGUGGUGGUGGUGCUGUGAAUAGCGGAGGACGAGAGACAGACCGUUUCCGACUCAUUACACAGAGUGGUAAAGUGCCAUCAACAAAGCCCUCCCAAUACUGCAUCAAUUGCUCUAAAACAUCAGCUAUCCCACCUCCCUCUCAUAAAACGGAUCAAGUGAAUUUUCACCACCCGUUUCCUAGAGCCAACAUUGGCUUCGGAUGAGAGACUACUCAAUUGUCCUCGUGUAAUUAUAGACUACCAAAAAUGAUCGUUUAUCAAACUCGCCUCGAUAGGACCUCUAAAUGGCAAUCUCGAUAAUGCAUUAAGAUCGACUAGUCAUUUUCUAACGUCGGAACAAAAUUCGAUAGCAAUUUCUUUCGAAGUUAGACCGAGACGCACGAACGUAAGACGAGCAUUUAAAAAGAGAUAACAAAACGCACUAUAAAACUUACAUGUAGCUCGGAAGAUCGGUGAUCAAGUAACUCCUGUUUCGCUUGAAAGCCAAGUUGGCAUAUGGGACAGGUCCAAUUGGCAUAAGUUCUGGCCGUUUGUGGGUUGACUCCAGGUUCCAAAGUGUUUUUGAUUCGGUCACCGGACGAAGAGGGGACUUCAGACCUGCUCCUGUCCGUCUGCACCUAUUAAGGAGUUCCAAAAGGCAGGCUUCGAAUUAUGAGUAAAGACUCCACAAAGUUGCUGGUGAAUAUAACGUUUUGUCUAUUUUGGCGAAAUAGAUAUUCAAAUAUUUUUUUUCGAUUAUAUUUCCUAAAAUGCACCAAUAACGCCUACAGGUAAUCCACUGUUUAAACGUAUUGAAACUGCCAUGUCAUUGUGAAUGCGUCAUGAGUAACCGUUAAAGGGCCCGUCAUCAAGUCGUCAUCUUCACUUUUGAACAUGGAGUACGAUAGUUUGUGUGGUGUAGUUUAUACUACUACUUAAUUUGGAGGCGGAUGUUAAGAAGCAUUACUCACUUGAACAGCCCGUGGCCGACCUCACGAAAUGUUGACAGAAAUCAUGAAAUGCAUUGAGCGGGCAAACAAAAUCGCAAGAUAUCUUUGCAUGCGCGUUUGUUUCACGCGCCUGCAAAACCUGCACUCCCUAAAAAGUGGUGCAUUCAAAAGCCACUGUCUUGGCCUGCCUAAAGUAUCUUGAGAUUUUGUUGUAUGAUGAUCAGUAUUACAACCUAACCUAAGUAAUUCCUCUUGCGCGAAGGCGCAUUUCAUUAUCUUGGUUAACAUCUCAUGAGUUGGAUCAAUGGUUGUAGCAACUAAGGUAGCGGACGCUCACCAGCCUUACGAGCUCUCUCUCUCUCUCGAGCCCAACCAGCAGCCGCACAGCGGCGCAUGAUAUAGGCAGUAUGGGAUUACCGACUGGCUGACGACGGCCAAUAAGCCAGAAAUGGCCAUCCCAGUCUCCCUUGUCUUUGUCGGUAAUAUCAUUCUGCCUAUAUCAUGCGCCGCUGUGCGGCUGCUGGUUGGGCUCGAGAGAUGGAGCCCGUAAGGUACAACGGAACGAGUGAGUUCCGUAAGUACGGUCGUUGAGCGUCCCCUACCAUUGUAUAUUCCCGAUCGAAACCGACAGGACAACGAGCUCGUGGCCCAAUGGUUAGAGGCGUAGACGUCUAACUAAUAGGUCGCGAGUUCGAGCCUCGGGUAUUCCACACUUCGGGGUUGGGUAUGACUGGCUGACGACGGCUAAUAAGCCAGAAAUGGCCAUUCCAGUCUCCCUUGCUUUUGUCGGUAAUCCCAUGCUGUUUUGUCUAUUUUAACGAAAUAGAUAUUCAAAUCCUUUUUCUCAAUUAGAUGUCCUAAAAUGCAGGUAAUCCACUGCUUAAACGCAUCGAAAAUGUCCUGUCAUUUGUGAAUGCGUCAUGAGUAACCGUGAAAGGGCCCGUCAUCAAGUCGUCAUCUUCACUUUUGAACAUGUGGUACGAUAGUUUGCGUGGUGCUUAAUUUAGAGACGGAUGGCACGAAGCAUUACUCCCUUGAACAGCCAGUGGCCGACCUCAUGAAAUGUUAACGGAAAUCAUGAAAUGAAUUGAGCGGACAACAAAAUCGCAAGAUAUCUUUACAUGCGCGUUUUUUUCCCGCCUGCAAAACCUGCACUCCCUAAAAAGUGGUGCAUUCAAAAGCCAGUGUCUUGGCCUGCCUAAAAUAUCUUGAGAUUUUGUUGUAUGAUGAUCAGUAUUACAAUUCUGAAGGCGCAUUUCAUUAUUUUGGUUAACAUCUCAUGAGCUGGAUCAAUGGUUUUACUAACUUUAAAUAGUAGGUCAAAAAUAAGCGAAAUAGGUUCCGCGAGGUCGAUUUACCUGAAGGACGCUGUCCUAACUUUUCUUAGAUACUUAUUUAAGUGAAUGCCCAAUGUUCGCGAAAUAUCGCCGGGGUUUCCUUCCCACUUAUGACCAUAAAUAACCAGUCAGGAUAAACACGAGUUCCUACAAAGUCGCGAAUGAAUAUCUGACGGUGACAAGGGCGGAAACCUCUUUGCAAUCAAAGAAUUAUGAGGUGCUAGGUUAACCGGUGAUGAACCUACACACUUCCCUUUCCGCAGACAAGAUCGCCUAAUUGUCUCACAUGCUGAUUCGCUUUUCAGAGCUCCAAGACCUACGAGCCGCAAAUGGCUGUCUUUAAACAAAGUGUCAAAUUCCCAGCACUCACAAAACUUUCGUUUAGUCUUUCGUGGCUGGUUUUACAACCUGCGACGAACGUGCACAUGAAACUGAGUGCUCGUAGCAUCCAAAACAUGGACAUGAAAUGUUGGCACUUACGGGCUCUUGGUGUGGGCCUGCCGGGUUCUGAGGAAGGACAGAGUGGUUUGCUGUUGAUGCAUUCAUUUGCGAUCCGUUGUCGUCAAACCGGCGAGACGGGAGACGAUUAGUGGUCUUCGGGAGAGAGGUAAAAUGAAGCCGACUUUAGGGAAUACCUCCUCUCCAGCAUAAUUCACGGGCGGCCGAAAAGCUGUUUCAAUUCAAAUCCCCACGUUCAUGAUGCAAGCAAGUGAUAAGAGAAUGCGCCCCGAGUGAUCGACAUUAGCGCUGGACGUCAAAGUCGAUGCCGUCCCUCUGUUCUCUCCCGAAACGCAGUCAACAUGAUAUCACAUUUGCAUGCAUAUCCGGCAUUCUAGUUGCUGUGUGGGAAAUCUCAGUCACCUGUUUGUAGGCGGAGAUCGUUUUACGAUCCAGACACUUGGAGGUGUAUAUGUAAAGAAACUCCUGCGUGUAUUGCACGAUAGUUUAACCGCCGUGUUCGACGGUAUCCACCGUGUGCUCUACAGCAAGAUGAAUCAGGCACAGUGACUUGCGCGUAAAUUAGUUUAACGUGAGAAUAGACUUGCGCAGCAUCUAUUGCACUCUCUCCUCCCCCCUGGACCCGGUGUCAAGAAAGAUUGAAGGUGGCCUGAGGCGGGGAAGCCGCAGGUGGAUGGCACGGCCUAACUCGCACUUUGAAGCUCCACUACACACCCCCUGGUCCACAGGAUUUGACCAACAGCAACAGCAACAACAACAGAAAAGAUAUGGAUGACUGGGCAGUCACGCACACGACCUGUCUACCCAGCGAGAGCGCAUCUACCGCCAGAGAACCAGGUACCGGAGAACUGCCGGCGCACAUCAGGUCUGUAACAGCACUGCCCUGUGCCCCAAGUUCUCCUCCUCAACAUUAUUUCAAAGAGAUCGAGGCCACGAAAAACCUCUCUCACUUCAGUGUUCUGGAUUGGCGCGUUAACUCUCUUCCUUAAAAUGAGCAGCGUCCAGAAGCUCUUACUAUGUAUUGACAUUUAAACGCUUACCCUGAGGCAGGGCGUGCAUGAAAAAGUGGCUGUCGGAGCAGGAAGAAUCCAGAAUGCGCUGAAGAUCAGAAAACCCUGACUGAGGCCUUGAAAUACGCUUUUCAAAGUUGGAGGACGCACCUGCGCAGUCGUCCACCUCAGCAGCUCAGUGCUACUGCCCUCGAUCCGGCACCGUUACCCCAUUGGAGGCGUCCAGGAGGGGAUCAACUCGAAACCUGCCUCGACACAGUUCGCCAAGACAUGGAGGUGGUUUCUGGAUCUUCGGCAUUCGGUCUCCGUAGUUGUCGAAGUGCAUGGGUUGAGCUAUCUAGAUCUGCUGCCACGGAUCGUCAUACGUGGAGGGGUACAGUUCGGGACAUCAUCGAGGCCGGCUGAAUCAGGCAUGAUCGCAGCCGCACCAAGUAAAAGUAGUAAGUACUUGCGCUGCGGAGUCAUCUAUAUGAAUGCGGCACACAGUUUCGGACUACAGAGUACAUUGAUCCGUGCAUUCAACCUGUAUAUCCAGCUGGAACGCAAGCGCAUCUACCGCCAGAAAACCAGGUACCGGAGGACUACCAGCGCAGGCCAGGCUGCGAGCGCCGUGACUUGUUGUUCGUGACAUAACAAACGUUCACAAAACUUGGGCGUCUAUUGCACACUCAUUGGCAGUCAACUGCGACGCGUUGAAAGAGCAGUCAGAGGAUAGGCAUUAGAAGGAGCUGAAUUUUGUCAGUAUUGUCAAAACCCAAGUCGCUGUAACACUUAUCGUGUACUUCAACUGGCGAAUGAAGGCGAAAUUUUGAGUUCCAGGUGUAUGCAUAAGUGAAGAAGAAGAGUCGAGCACCGGAACAAUUCGUUUAUUAUCCUGUGCUUUCAGACUCGUACAGGAGUCCAUCGUCAGAGGUAGUGGCAGAAACCUACGAAAUGGGUCACGAGUUUGACUUCGCAGCCACCAAAAUAGUCGCCCACGCCGGAAACAAGACAGGCAGAGAAUUGAUUGAAGCCUGGGCCUCGGAUGAGAACUCGGUCAAUCGAUUUAUCGAUCUGGCGCCGGCGUGCGACGUCGGUCGAUGA
Spirometra erinaceieuropaei is the source of this 4938-nucleotide messenger RNA. NCBI's taxonomy places the organism in Eukaryota, Metazoa, Platyhelminthes, Cestoda, Diphyllobothriidea, Diphyllobothriidae. The record is from the annotation of a GenBank genome assembly.